AUGAUUAGUGUUGUUGGAACUAAUAUUUCUAGUGCUUUACGCGUUGCUCCCUCAACAUCUAGUCGCAUUCUGGAUAUUCCCUGUAAAGUGUGCGGUGACAACUCGUCUGGAAAACACUACAAUAUAUUUGCCUGUGAUGGAUGUGCGGGAUUUUUCAAAAGAUCUAUUAGAAAAAACCGACAAUACGUUUGUAAGGCGAAGUCGUCGGGAACUUGUGUUGUAGAUAAAACACAUAGGAAUCAAUGCAGAGCAUGCCGAUUGUUAAAAUGUCAAGAAGCUGGAAUGAAUAAGGAUGCGGUUCAGCAUGAACGGGGUCCUAGAAACUCCACUUUAAGAAGACAACAACAGCAAAUGGUACAACUACUAAAUGAAACUGCACCAAAACUAAUGAAUGCGCCUCCGAAUGCGGCCAUCGAUCUAGUUUUGCCUACUUCAAGUGCACCACCUAGAUUUCAUCCACCACUGCCUUUGAGUCCGAGCGGAACGUUCUUUAACCAACCACCCAUUCCCAUUCCGAGGAUUCCCUUUGGGUUUCACGCGCCGCCUCCCGUUGUCUUAACCGAGACGCUAAACCCCAGCCACAUAUGCGAAGCAGCCGCGCGUUUGCUUUUCUUUAACGUAACGUGGGCGAAAACUGUGUCCACAUUUACAUCUUUAACUAUAGAAGAUCAGUUAUUAUUACUGGAGGAAAGUUGGAGGGAAUUAUUCAUAUUAGGCGCCGCACAGUACCUACCACCCUUAGAACUCGGUCCCUUAGUUCACUGUUCCAGCUUGGUAAAACGCGAACCGGAACGUUUAGCCGCGCUCGAAAAAGACGUUCUGGAUUUUCAGAGCGUUCUAACGAGGAUCAUACAAUUUCGCGUAGAUCCCUACGAAUUUGCAUGUCUCCGUGCUAUCCUACUGUUCAAAACGACGUUUGAUAACAUGUCGCCGAAUUCGAAGCUUUUAAAAGAUGCCGAGAAGGUAGUUGGUGUACAAGAGAACACGCAGUUAAUGUUAAAUAAGUACGUACUUGCCACUUAUCCGUCACAACCUUUACGUUUUGGAAAACUUUUGCUUCUUCUACCUGUACUUCAAACUGUGAAAUCAAGUACAAUAGAGGAACUAUUCUUUAAAAAUACCAUCGGUAAUAUACCUAUAGUAAAUAUAAUUUGCAAUAUGUAUAGAACCACGUUAAAUGAUUAAGUGUUGGUGGCGGAUCAUUGCUCGCAAGUUGCAGGUUGUGAAUUAGGUUUACGUUUAGGUUUCGAUUUUAGAGCACAAUUUUUGUUUGUAUUGUUUUGAAGUAGAAAUGCACGAGAAG
This is a messenger RNA of Photinus pyralis (common eastern firefly), 1303 nucleotides long. It is a transcript of the gene tll, whose product is annotated as nuclear receptor subfamily 2 group E member 1. The transcript has 4 exons. Gene Ontology annotation, biological process: positive regulation of transcription by RNA polymerase II; anatomical structure development; cell differentiation. Gene Ontology annotation, molecular function: RNA polymerase II cis-regulatory region sequence-specific DNA binding; zinc ion binding; nuclear receptor activity. NCBI's taxonomy places the organism in Eukaryota, Metazoa, Arthropoda, Insecta, Coleoptera, Lampyridae. The coding region runs from base 1 to 1185 and encodes 394 amino acids. The record is from RefSeq and is a predicted model, not a curated record.